UGAAAUACGAAACAUUGUCUGAAAGUGGAGUAAAAAUAAUUAACAAUAUAAAUUUAGAAGAAGAUUGUGAACUUAAAUAAUAUGCAAUUCUAAAAAAGUACACCAAAAAAAGCGCAGCUGGUAAAGCUAAAGAAACAAUCAACAAGUGGUUUUCGUAACCAUAAACUUAAACAGUUCUCCACACUACCACUUCCACAGUAACACUCUGCAACGGAUAGUCACCAUCCCUAGCAACCGGCACGCAAAGCAAUCGAUUGUUUAUUUUUCACUGGUAAUCUUUGCCAACAGUCUAGAACAUUUCUAAGCCACAACGGAUUGUAUAAUAUUGUAUAACCCUCAAUGGAAGGUCUGCCGAAACUUCCCGGGAAUGAUUUCGCUGACCGAUUACGCCAGAAGCAUCACGUCCCGCAAUCCUUCAAAUACAUCAACGGUUAUCCGAUUCACGAGAAACCCAUCUAUGGUCUCGGAGGGGAACAGCUGAACGAGGAUUCGAUCUAUUUUUGCACCAAUGAAACCGACUCGGUGCUAUAUGAUCCGAUUCUAACUUACGGCCGUGUGCGUAAUCUUCCGGUGAAACCAUUUCGGCCGCACUUUGUUUUGUAUGACCAAAAGACGCUCAAGUUUAGUGCAUUCUUUCGGCAAGCAGUGGUCGAAUCUGCGCAGGAAAGUUUCCGAAUUCGAUUCGUUAACAUUUUGUACUUUCUUGAGGAUGACACGAUGACGGUGCUGGAGCCUGCUAUCGAAAAUUGUGGUUACCCCCAAGGACGUCUGGUUCGGCGUGGCAAGAUCGUUAAGAAUUGCCUCGGUGAAACGUACAGCUGGAAGGAUUUGAACAUUGGAAUCGAUCUGGAGAUUCAUGGGUACGUUUUUCAUCUGACUAGCUGUGACCCGUUUACGAAGGAGUUUCUGCUGAGCAACGGAAUCGAACUGAACGAGAUGGAAUUUCCCCCGCCAGAUCCAGCCAUGAACGAGAGAUCGAUUAGUGCUCGACAAAGUUUCAAACACCAUAAAAUGUACCCUGUACCGCAGGACCGGCUGCGGAAGUAUCUCGAGUAUCAGGGUAAAGUGUUGCACUUCGAUUGCUUACUGGAUGAGCCAAAUCAGCCGGGGGGCGCAAAGAUGACCUAUAAAUUAUUUUACUUUCUCGAAGACGACACCGUUUCUAUCAAGGAGCUGAAGGAAAACCAGGAGGGUCGAGAUUACUUCCCGAUGAUGCUUCGCAAGCAAAAACUCCCGAAAAAUUGGAAAGAAAAGCCGGUAACGUAUCCAUCAAUCUGCUUGGAACAAACGGACAACGAAGUAUUUGAGUACUAUUCGCCGAAGGAUUUCCUCGUAGGUGAAACCAUUUUCGUAUAUGGCCGAAAAUUCCUGCUGCUAGAUUGUGACCGUUUUACCCGCAACUACUACGAGCUGGUGCUCAAAAUUAUCCAACCGGAAGCAGUUCGUCUAGACGCUGCACCAUCACACACUCCUCGCAAGAAACUGCCAACCUACUUGGGUCUUGGGACACCGGAGGAUUCGAUCGCUUCCUAUCACAGCCUAACACCGAAGAGCCCCCGCAAAGACGUUGUAACCUAUCUGGUCAACAUGAACAAGUUCUUACGCUACGGUUGUGUCCUGGACACUGCCCACCCAGAGGACUCAAUCCGUAGAUUUGUGCUGAGUAUUUCGCUGGCCGAUGGAACUAUAACUAUAAUGGAAUCGACUGUCCGUAACUCAGGCAUUAGGGGUGGCCGUUUUCUGGCCCCUACUAGGGUAUGGAAGCCGAACUGCGACCCCAAUGAUCCCGAGUAUUACACCGCAAAAGAUUUCUACAUUGGCGCUAUAAUCAUCGUCUACUCACAUCGGUUCAAGAUUCUUAGCGCAGAUCUGUACGUGUACCGAUACAUGCAAGCUCAUCCGGAGAUGUUUUCUUCGACGGCUAUCGAAACAGUGCAGAAAUAUCUAUUGGAAGCUGGUCAUUUAAAAGAUGACCUGCGCAUGGCUACCGAAGAAGACUGCCAACGUUUUGGACCUCCGUCGCCGCCACCACGAGCAACAGAAGCAGAUGAUAAAGGAACGGGAGAAGUAGAAAAAUGUUUGCAACAUCUUAGUCUCAAAAAAGGAGAAGACGAUCAAAAUCUACUCAAGCCAUCCGGUCAAACAGACCAACAUGAUUGCCCAUCGCCAAUUAUUCCUGACGAAGAGAUCAAGAAAAUGUACCAUUCUAAUGAAAGAGAAGACCUCGUACUACAGGGUCAAGUAGAAGGCGAUGAGGUAGUUAAAGUGGGAAAAUCGGUCCAAUUUGAGGACAAUUGCUAAAACUAGAAAAAAAAACACAACUCACCGGAAACUGAUUGUCUAUAAUGUGGCACUAUAAAUUCACUCGAUUUUGGAAUGUAUUUUGUGAACGAUCACUUUUAGCACAAACACUAAAUAGCCAAAAAUACACUGU
Wyeomyia smithii (pitcher-plant mosquito) is the source of this 2434-nucleotide messenger RNA. Its product is annotated as EF-hand domain-containing protein 1-like. Lineage: Eukaryota; Metazoa; Arthropoda; Insecta; Diptera; Culicidae. Gene Ontology annotation, biological process: cilium-dependent cell motility; mitotic cytokinesis; mitotic spindle organization. Gene Ontology annotation, cellular component: axoneme; mitotic spindle. The record is from RefSeq and is a predicted model, not a curated record. The transcript is spliced from 3 exons. Gene Ontology annotation, molecular function: alpha-tubulin binding. The coding region runs from base 340 to 2301 and encodes 653 amino acids.